CUGCCCCGCCCCUGCCCGGUCCCUCCCCGCUCCGCCCCGCCCGGCCGUCCGUCUGUCCGUCCGUCCGGGGCAGUGAUGGACAAGGAGUUGUAGCUCUGCUGUGAAAUUCAGGGAAGGCCCAUGCGAGUGCCAGAACCGCUGCCAGACACCAUUGGGAUGAGUUGAGCAAUGCUCAGCCUCUGUGCUGCCUGAGCCCUGGGUCCGUGGGGCUGUGGUGGGAGGCUCAGGACCAGGGUAAGAGCCACCUGGCUGGCUACCCCAAUCACCUUGCCGACUUCACCAGAUGUGCCUCCGAGUCACACUGCGCAGGGGACCCACCCCAGAGGUCCUUCCCUGCUGCCUCUGCUGCUGACCCCUGGCCCUCUGUCCAACGACCUCCCCAACCUGGCUUGUGCGGUGGACCCCCAGUUUCCGCCUCAUGCUCAGCAUGCCCUUUUCUGGUGAAACCACGUCCUCUGAGGAAUCGCUCUGGAGUUCAAGUCCAGCCUGCAGGGAAAUGGAGUCGAAAGUCUCUGAAGGUGGCCUGAACGUCACCCUCACCAUCCGGCUGCUGAUGCACGGCAAGGAAGUUGGAAGCAUAAUUGGGAAGAAAGGAGAGACCGUGAAGAAGAUGCGUGAGGAGAGUGGGGCAAGGAUCAACAUCUCAGAGGGAAACUGCCCUGAGCGCAUUGUGACCAUCACUGGCCCCACUGAUGCCAUCUUCAAGGCUUUUGCCAUGAUCGCCUACAAAUUUGAGGAGGACAUAACCAACUCAAUGAGCAACAGCACUGCUACCAGCAAACCUCCAGUGACACUGAGACUGGUCGUGCCGGCUAGUCAGUGCGGCUCGCUGAUCGGCAAAGGAGGCUCCAAGAUCAAGGAAAUCAGGGAGUCAACAGGUGCUCAGGUUCAAGUGGCGGGGGACAUGCUGCCCAACUCCACAGAGCGGGCGGUGACAAUCUCGGGGACACCCGACGCAAUUAUCCAGUGUGUCAAACAGAUCUGUGUGGUGAUGCUGGAGUCCCCACCAAAAGGUGCCACCAUUCCCUACCGCCCAAAGCCCGCCUCCACCCCUGUCAUUUUUGCAGGUGGUCAGGUAAGAGCCGACCCGCUUGCAGCCUCCACUGCCAACCUCAGCCUUUUACUGCAGCACCAGCCGCUGCCCGCCUAUACAAUUCAGGGACAAUACGCCAUUCCACACCCGGAUCAGUUGACCAAGCUCCACCAGUUGGCUAUGCAGCAAACCCCCUUUACUCCCCUUGGACAGACCACCCCCGCUUUCCCUGGAGAAAAGCUGCCCUUACAUUCCUCCGAAGAAGCUCAAAAUCUGAUGGGCCAAUCAUCAGGUUUGGAUGCCAGUCCCCCGGCCAGUACUCAUGAACUCACCAUUCCCAAUGAUCUAAUAGGCUGCAUAAUCGGACGCCAAGGGACCAAAAUCAAUGAAAUUCGGCAGAUGUCGGGAGCACAGAUCAAAAUCGCUAAUGCCACGGAAGGGUCAUCGGAGCGCCAAAUUACCAUCACAGGAACCCCUGCAAACAUCAGCCUCGCGCAGUACCUCAUCAACGCCAGGCUGACGUCUGAGGUCACUGGAAUGGGCGCACUCUAAUUUCCACCCACCAUCCUCCACUCCGCACCACCUGACCCUCUCCAGCCACCGGCACUCCACCCAGCCUGUACUGCCUGUACAUUUACCGUCUUCCCUUUGCCUCCACAGAUACUCUUUUCUUUACUAACGAAUAUAUAUAUAUAUAUAUAUAAAUACACAUGCAUAUGCACACACUGGAAGGUUUCUUUAUGAGCUCCUUACUGUGCUCCCGAGGCUGCUCCUAAUCUCUUUGGUUCUGGUCCUUGUUUACAGCGUACGGUGUUAUUACUUCAUCUGCUUUUUGGGGGAUGGGGAGGGGGGGGUUGUUUUUUUUCCACUGGUGAGACUUCAGAAGAUGAUGGGGCCUCUAGUGUUGGUCUAGCGUAGCUACUUAUACGUUUGAGUUGACGUUGGCGGUACUUGCUGUAGCCUAUGGACGUGUGACGCCACUCAGAGCUGUGCGUGCUUCAGAGUAUUUACUUUUCUCACCCUUCUUCCUUUGAGGCUCCCUCUUUGUUUGCUUUGCUUGUCCUGGCUCACCUUUGUGACCUUGCAUCCCUUCCCUCUGGGUAAGGAGUUAGUUUUCGCCCCAAGUUAUUUGGGAAGCAGAGUGUGCGGGAGCCAAGCCAAUGCACACGCAUGGGUUCACCCGCAGACUUCUGUCUUUGCAACAUGGCAGGGUCCAGACAAGCUAUUUUUCAUGCUAAGCAAAGGGGAUCUCACACACAUACACACCAAUGGUUCUCUUUUUUUGACUAACGAGUAACUAGAAGUGGGAAGAAUUCAGCUGUAUGGGAUUCACACCCCCAGGGGCCUUUGAAAGCACUCUUGACAAUCAUCAUGAGCAAAACCUUUGAACGAUAGCUCAGGAAGCUCUGUGAGCCGGCUGUGUUUGUCGUUGUUUGUGUUCAAUAAAUGUCUGUGCAGCUCUGCUACUGAUGGGCUCCGACUGUUCUUCUCCUGGGUUACCCUGUCAUCUCCAGCCUCAUCCUUCCUUUUGCAUCCUUCCACACCUUUUUAGCUGCUUGUAGGGAAUGUUGGGGUUGUAUAAAAACCCUUCAUCAUCAUCAUCAUCAUCAUCAUCAUCAUCAUCAUCAUCAUCAUAUUUUAUUUAGAGAAGGUCCUCACUAGUGAUGCAAUUCCUGAGUAAUUCUAGGCUUUCUUUUUUUGAAGGGGAGGGUGUUUGGCUUGCACAAUGCUUUGGCUUUCCCUAAAGUUAAUUUACUUGUUAUAGUAUGACAACAAAUAUUUGUCACUGCUCCCUUGUCUGGACAGAUCUGCCAUGUCUGUGCCCCAAGCCCUUCCCUGGGACCAUGCCUUCUGCUUCCAGGCUUUACUUCUCUCUCCUCCUGCUCAAGUGAGGAAACAUAUAUUUUCCAUCAGUUAAUUUCCUACUGUACAAAAUGUAUGGUAUGCAUUUUUCCUGUAUUGCAAACGAGGGGAUCAUGAUACACCAUGUCCUCAGGCAUAGAAAACCGUCAAACAAUACCUUUUUGUACCAUACCAUGGGAAAUAUAUUGUUUUUCCAGGUAAGCCCUGAACCUUCAUGGCCUUUCCCUCUCUUCCUCCUCCAGUGUCAGCAAGUAUCACUGGCAGCCUUUUCUUGCCAAGAUACUGGACCACUUCUCCUAUCACCAGUGCUGACUGCUCAGCACUCACACAGUGCUACGGUGGGGACCCCAGGUGAUAACACCACAUCAGUGGAGCUAGGGAUGAGCAGGGGCAAUGCAGCUGCUCAGCAGCUGCCACGGAUGAUAGAAUGGCUCAGAGAGGGUGAAGGGAAUGAACAAGGUGGCACAUGCCUGCUCCCUGUGUGUAUGAAGCAGCAGCAUCACCUCUCCUUACAGGUCCAUUCCCCCAGGCCAGGAGCCCACUGCUGGCAAAGCUCCAGAAAAGUGGAGGUGGCUGCCAGCCCCUGCUGCUGAGCAUCAAUGAUUCACUCAUCCUAGCUGUUCUAAAACCUGUGAGUGCUCAGCUCUCUGGAGUAUUUAAAGGUGCUUCCAGCUACUUCAUAAGGUGUUUUGCUGCCCAUUCCUAACCUCACACUCUGCUUACCCUGGCAAUUUCGAUUCAGCUGUGCCUUUCAUCCUGUCCAACAUCUGAAAAUGCUCGAGUAUCUUAUUCCCCAUCCGGGGGGCACAGGUGCUUUGGACUGUGCUACGAGGGCUCAGGUGAAGCUGGUAACCUCCCCCUGGGAGGGGCAGCAGCCUCCCUUGUAUUUGUGCUGAUGCUGGUCUAGUUCAAGUAUUUUCCCUGUUGAAAGAACGUAAUACCUUUGUGUAAAAUCCAGCAUGAAGAUAAACACUUGUCAGCAUGCCAGAGCCACCACAGUGGCCUGGGCUGUGAGCCGUGGCACAUAUCAGCCAGCAGAAGCUCCACAUCCCACUGCCACCCCUCUCAAGCAGAGCGACAUGGAGUGAUGUUCUCCUCAGAGCAGUAGCACACGGAGGGAACCAACCCAUCCUGCUGUGGCUUGGCUCUCCCAUGGGGUGUAGGACAAGCUGGAGGAUACGCAGAUCCUGUUAAGUGAUGGAGGCACAUGGAAAGCAACUAAGGCGCACAGCAGGAGCAGUCUGCCUCUUCUUGCACUGCUUUCUUGGCACAUGGGAGGACUGUUAAGCUAUGGCACACAGGGCACAGUUAAAAAUCAUCAGCAGCAUCAUGUUGCUCAAGACAGGGAAAUCCAUCAUGAGCCACUGCAUUUCUAGGGUUUGUACAUCUGUCAGGCACUUAUGCCCUGAGGAAAGUAUGAUACCUUAAUGGCAUGCUAAUUACAAUGAAUGUGAAAAUGGCUUUGCAUGUGGACCUCCGGUUUCUGCAGAUCGUGACCGCCCUGAAUUUCUUUGCUCUGUGUGCUGUGCUCUCCGUGCUAUUCCCCACCUCCACGGAGACAGUGCUGCCCAAAAUAGCAAGUGCCAGAUUGGGUCUGCCAGAUGCAACUGAGCUCAGAGGCUAUGAAAGAGGAGGAGACUGCAGGCAGCAAUAUGUCUACACCCAUCCCCAUGCCGGCGAACCCGCAGAUAACAUCCCCCUCUGGGUCCUGUCCCUGUCUCAGCCCCCUGUGAUACAUCCAUCACCCAGUGAGACUGUGGCUGCUGGAAGAGCCACCGCAGGAAUUGACAGUGGACAAGAGGAGGUUGGAUAUGAGCAUCGCUCUGGCGUCAGGCAGAUGUCUGAGCUCUCUUGUUCAGCUGUAGCUGCAGCAGGACCUGGGCUCAUUGGAGCACUCUGGGAACAGUGCACAGGGCCAGGAUGAGACAAGGGAUGGUCCCAGCGGUGGUGGCCACCUUACAGGAGUGCUGAAUCUUUGCAGCUCUGCGUGAAGCAGCACGAGUGUCUUGUAGAUCUUCCAUCACCUUCCAGCACUACUUGGGAUAUGGUUUUUAAGGACUGUUGCUGAAAUUUGCUGUCCUGGAGGUCAGAACAUUGGGCUGGGUUUUGCCUUCUCCCUGUGGCUUCUCCCAGCUUACUUUAUCCAAAUGAUGCGGCUUGCUUGGUCAUUAAAUCUCAAGGUAUUUCCAAGGGUCCUGAAUGGGCAAAGGACCCUCAUUGUACCAAAUCGGUUACAAUUCUGCUUUUUACUCAAAUAGAGGAUGCUUUUUCGGUUUAGCUGUCUGGAGAAGAUAUAUAACUAGCAACUCUGGCUGGGAGAUACAAACUCUAGCUCCCUCCUGCAAACAAAGCUAGGGGUUUCUUAAACUAGGCAUGCAAAAAAUUAUAAAUCUAUGCUGGGCCCCGACAAAGCAAAUGCUUAUUUGCUUCCUGUUACUCAAAAAUCCCCUCCUUGGCAGAGUGAGUGAUACAGCCCAGCCUGCUGCCUCUCUUCCCUGUACAUGUAGAUUUUAGAGGGAGCGAGUAGGAGCUUGAGCCUUUUGCUGUAGGGCUGGAGAGAGGGGAGGGCACAGUGAAGGAUGUGGUCGCAUGGCCAAGACAUCCCUCCUUCUGCCAUUACCUUUGACUUUGCAACCUCUCUUUGGGGUUCACAUUUCCCAGAUUAUUUUGCAAAUUAAAAAAAAAAGAGAGAAAGAAAUGAAAAUCCAGCAUUAUCUGGGAAUGUAGCAGUUCAUCCAUCAUCAUCUGGGCUUGAAUGAGGCCUCAAGAAAGAGAUGUUUGCACAAUUGCAGCAUCUUCUAGAAACAUGUUGAUGACAACAAUGAUAACAGCAUCACAAGGACUGUAUCAAAGUCGGCUUUGAUUUCUUUGGUGUGGCUUAAAGAGGAUUUGCUAUUUUCUUUGGAAGUAGCCUCAAUGUUUUGCUUUUACUUGUGAUAUGUCUUGGGUUUGAAUGUUCUAUGAACUUAAAAUGCUCCAGUGAUGCAUCCACAGAGAUGCCACUGGGAAAAACGUAUGCACAUCUCUAGUAUUGGAGUGAAUAUUUAAUACAAGGUGAACGCUAAUCAACAGAAUUGCUUUAAUGCAUUGCUUUUCUCUCUCAAAGUAACGCAUUUUAUCCAGACGAAAUGAUUCAACAUUUCUGGAAGUAACCGACUUAGUAUUACUCACUCAAAUGCUUUGGGAAUGUGUUAUUUUGUGGGAAAUUGUUACUUUGGCAGGAAAGUAUUGGUUUGAUGCCUCUUCCUGUCCCAGAGUGUGGUGUUUCUCCUCUCCAAGGUCCUCACUCAGCUCCUUGGGCUUCAACUGAAAGUUUCCACUCCCUUUCAUACCUUCCCCAGGUCAUACUCCCAAAAUUAAUUGUCUGGAGUAUUCUUAUGUGCACUUUUUUUCCUAGACUCUAUUUGCAAAUCUAGUACAUAGUUGAAAAAAAUAGAUUACUUCCCCUAAGGGAACGUGACUUUCACCAGGGAGACUCUUUAAAUUUAAUACUCUCUUUUAGUUGUAAUUCAUGUUUUUUCUUUCUUUUUUUUUUUUUUUUUAAUGUAUUCAUGCUAGUCACUUUUAAUUAUGCCAAUUUAAAGCUUAUGGUCCAUUAGCAAGGGUAAUUUCACCCCUCCAGUGCUGGCAGAGGUAGGAUUUGUGGGGGGUGGCUCUGUGCUGUGGGAAGGGUGAAUCCUUAAUCUCAUUUUCUUCUUGGCCACAGAGGUGGGAGGAUGGUGCAGGCUUGGUGCAAACCUUCUCUGACACCUUUCUCACGCCGCUUGCAGAUAAGAGCCCAGCAGCCCAUCUCCCCUAACCCUGGCUGGGUGCAUCCCGAGGGAUACCCCGGUCCCCGACCCCCAGGCUGGUCACUAGGUGUCCCCCUUGACCAGCUUUUCCAGCUCCAGGUGGGGCGUGGGCAGCCUUUGCUUGCUGGAUGCUCCCAGCUUCUGCUCCAUCUGCUUGCAGAAGACAUGCCAUCUGCUGGCUAUGAGAAAGGGGUGAGUAUUUGUGUCCCCUGCACCAGUGACAGUCACCAAGCAGGCGGGUGGCACUGUGUCCCACUGCCCCAUCAGUGCUGGGACCUUCCUGGAAGCACCCUCGCCCAUCGGGGCAAGCACACGUGGCCAGCAGCUCCCCUGGCCAUGAGUGUCCCCGUGCUCUCCAGUUGUACUGGUUGUACCAAGGAAUGUGGUUGGUGGCACGAAGCCCCUCUUUACGCUAGUCGGGGACUCUUUGCUCUUGCCAGCCUUGUGUUUUGCAUCAGAAGGACAUAUUUUUGCUGGAGGGAUGCUGAGGGUCUCCAGCCUCCCCUGUCAGCGCGCACAGGCAGAGAGUGCUGUGCCUCGGUUUGCAGCAGGAGUGUCUGCAGCUGGCGUGAACGCAGAGCUUGUGUUGGAAUGACUUGCAGAAAGGUCAUGGUCUUAAUGCAAUUCCUCUUCUCCCAUGUUGGAUGUCGUGGGGGAGCUGGAGAUCUGCCAAAAUGGUUAUUUUUGCUUUCCUUUAAAAAAAAAAAAUGCAUCUGUGGAUCUUAAUCCACUGUGCUGUGUGUCGAGCCCCAGGUCUCCAUCCAAAGGGUAACGUGGCAGUGACUUUUAGGAAGUACUGAAUGUACCAGAUAUGCAACUCCUUUGCCUCCAGAUGUGCAGCCUUUGCCUCAGCACAGCUGUCCCGCAAAGAGGAAAAUGAGACACCAGAUCACUCAGAAAGCAUCCCCCAGAUUAAAUCAAGCCAAGUGUGAAACCAGGCUGGCUCUGGAUUCCCACACCCCUGUUUAGGCAGUUUAACCACAGGGAUGUCUUUUCCCAGAAGCGAUGCUUGUGGUGCCUCCACACAAGGGGAACAAAACCAGCGUGGAGAUGAGUGAGAUAAAAACAAAGUGGUGGGAGGAGGCUUCGUUGCUGAGCCCCAUGCUGAACUGUGGCCUGUUGCUGAUUUAAAACGUUUGCUCUUUCUAGAAGGAACAGCCUUAGUCCUGAAAGGGAAAGCUGGGAUGUGUGUGAGGACUUCCGUAUUUGAGACACUCCUGGAGCACUGUAUUCUGGUUCCCUGCAGGCAGCAACUCAGUGGCAUUAUUUAUUCCUAGAGAAAAGCCUGUGUCCAAAAGCAUUUGCAUCUGGACCAGAAAGGGGACGAAUGCUGCUUGGCUCUGAAACCUCGCUGGGUUUGAUGCUUCAGAUGGGACUCCAAGGCCUGAUGCUCCAGGGAAGUGGGAAUACUUGACUGGAGGGAUGGAGCAGCAUUACUCAUGAAGUCGGGAUGUGCGCAUGGCUUUGGGUUGGGCUGCAACAGAAAUCCAACAGGAUUUCCCAGUGCAAAGGAGAGCAAGGCAGCUUCCUGAGCUGCUCACCCAAAAGCUCUCAUUUAGUGGUGUGGGGAUUUUUUUCAUGGGAUCGUUCAGGGAAGAACUCUCACCCAGACAUUGCAAUAACGCAACCUGCAGCUGCUGCUGCAGCUGGUGCUGUGGUUUUCUCAUGGGCCAUUGCUGUGUGUUGCUCACCAAAACUCUUAACAGAAGCACUGCAGAGAAACAGUGUGGUGCUCCUCACUGCCUCUAAGCAGCCGGUUAAAGCUGCGAAGCUGAUACCCCAAAGAAAACACCGUCUCUGUGUUUAAAACAGAUUUUCGGUUGUGUGCUAUAUUUUGUUUCUUGCCUUGAGUAGAUUUCCCCUCCAAACA
Messenger RNA from Cuculus canorus (common cuckoo), 8557 nucleotides. It is a transcript of the gene PCBP3, whose product is annotated as poly(rC) binding protein 3. Gene Ontology annotation, biological process: regulation of gene expression; regulation of RNA metabolic process. Gene Ontology annotation, molecular function: mRNA binding. Bases 419 to 1585 code for a protein of 388 amino acids. Gene Ontology annotation, cellular component: cytoplasm; nucleus. The transcript has 18 exons. Lineage: Eukaryota; Metazoa; Chordata; Aves; Cuculiformes; Cuculidae. The record is from RefSeq and is a predicted model, not a curated record.